CUCGACGAGUGGCUGGUGCCAGUCCUCGCCGCUCUGCAGAUGACGACGGCCCCGGACGCCUCGCCAUGGCCCUUCGCGGCGCUGGAGCUCGGGCGGGCUUUCAAGCGAGCUUGCGAGCUGCUGGGCCUGGGGCCCGCGGGCCCGCGCCGUUACUCCCUCCGCCAUGGGGGGGCAUCCGAAGAUCUCUUUCGCCAGAGGAGGUCAGUGGAGGCCGUCCAGAGGCGCCGUCGCUGGGCCAGCUCGCAGUCUCUCAAGCGCGACGGCGAGGGGACCCGCGUGUUGACGCAGCUCAACCAGGUGCCCAACCACGCGUUGCGCUUCGGGGAGCUGGUCGAGCAGUAUUCUGCCGCCCUAGUGGAGGAGGGACUGACCGGCAGCGGUGCGUGGUCCCUGGUUCCGACCGAGCUGCAGCGCUUGCUUCGCCGCCCAGUGUCGACGCCCGCUCCAUUAUGAAUGCAGCGCCUUCUGAUGUCGAUCGCCACCGGACUCAGGUGUUUCAUCUUGCUGCGCAGCGCGGUAGGGACUUCACCCGCUGCGCAUUGCUCGAGUUCUUCUGUGGCAGUAUGCGUCUGACCAAGCACUUCAGACGUCAUGGCCGUGGCGCCCUUGGGUUCGGCAUCGCGCGGCAUGCAGCUGAUAAUCAUAUCAGUCCGAUCGUUGCUAAGCGAGUCCGAGGCUGGA
Molecule: messenger RNA, 681 nt
Organism: Prorocentrum cordatum
Lineage: Eukaryota; Dinophyceae; Prorocentrales; Prorocentraceae
Source: the annotation of a GenBank genome assembly